AAAAAAGAAGAUGUCAAAGGUUAUCGCGUCAAUAUUGGGAAACACUUACCUUUUUCCAAAUACGAAGUUCAUCCAGAAUCCGGAGGCAUCCUUUCUCUUUAUUAGUCUAUCAUAAUUUUAAAGAUGAGUGGAGGAGUAUCAUAUUAUGGGAGUAAGAUAAGUCUCGUAUCGAAUGCUGGAAUUCGAUAUGAAGGCCAUUUAUUCUCGGUUGAUACUGCCGAUUCGACGGUGACAUUGUCGAAAGUACGUUCCUUUGGAACAGAGGACAGGCCAUGUGAUCAUCCUGUUGCUCAGCGAGAUGAGAUGUAUGACUACAUUGUGUUUAGGGCUUCUGACAUCAAAGACCUGAUGGUGUGUGAAGCUCCUAAAGCUCCACAGUCAACCUCUAUCGCCCAGGAUCCAGCCAUUCUGCAACACUCUGGAGCAGUGAGCACUACCACCACCCCAAGCUUCCGCCCACCAAACACCUUUGCAACGGCUCCGGCCCCCUUUGCCCCGUUCAAUCAGCUCCCCUACCAGUAUGGUGCUAUCGGAGGUAUGAUGCCCAAUCAGUUUGGAGCAGGCCAGGUUCAACGCCCUCAAAUAGGAGUUAACGGGCAGACCCCUCCACCCAACCGCAAGUCACCCACCAUGGAGCAGGCAGUCCAAGCCUCUGGUCCACAGUCGCCUGACAAGGACAAGCACGAGGGCAGUGGAAAGGGAAGGAAAGACCACGACAAGCAUGAUCAUCGUGAUCAGGAGGCCCAGCCGCAGAGGAUCCGGCGAGGAUCACGCGAAGAGCAGCGCAGGAGUAACACCAGGGACUACCGAGAUGUGAGGGAGGAUGGUCGCAAUAGAGAUAAUCAGGAUCGCUACCGUGACAAUCAGAACAGGGACUAUGAUAGAGACGGGAAUAGGAGAAGGAAUGAUCAACGACCUAGGGAUCAAGGCCGCAGACCAGACAAUCAACAGGGUCAGCAGCAACACCAACAGCAACAGCAACAGCAGCAACCUUACAGGAGGGGUCGAGGGGGGCGUGGUCGUGGUCAACGCCCACAGAUUGCUAAAGAUCCUAUCAAGGUUGGAACGGACUUUGACUUUGACACAGCCAACGCUCAGUAUGAUAAGGAUUCCAUUGAGGAUCAAUUUGAAAGCAAGCUGAAGAUCGACACCACCGAUCCGAAUGAAGAGGCAUUCUAUGAACCAGAGAAAUCUUUCUUCGACAGCAUCUCAUGUGAAUCAACAAACACAGAUGGAAAUCGAACUCGUCCCAGCCGCCGUGAAGAGUACAAGAUGAACACGGAAACGUUUGGAGUGCCGUUCUCCAGAGGCCGUGGUCGUGGCAGAGGUGGAUACUAUCGAGGUGGUUACAACAGGGGUGGCUACAACAACUACCAGGGCGGAUACAACAGGAGUGGCGGUGGCUACAGAGGCCGCAACAACUACCAAAGAGGCGGCAGUGGAGGAGGAGGAGGCGGAUCAGGAGGGGGUACUGCAUGGAAUAACAGGAGGAAUCGCAACCAGGACUGGGGGCGAGGAGAUGCACCCAGCGUAGGGACCGUGGGGAUGAUAACCGUAGGAGAGAGGAAGGAGGCAUCACGAAAGGCACUACAGAAAGCAGUCAGAAGGAAGAUAUCAAAGUUGCAGAAGGAUCGUAGAGAAAAGGCAGACCAAAUGAGCACUUUUCUUUUUGUACAAAGGACAAUUUUGUUCACAUUUUGUGGCAAAAGAGGAAGCGCAGAGCUACGCUGACGAGAGCAUGAUAGAGGAAGCUAUGCAUGGCAGGAGCAGCAGUGCCAAUCAAUUCUUUGGAUCUAUAUAGUGCCUGGCCCAUACAAGGAAAAACAGAUGAUGAUAAAUAUAUUUCUGGAAAUCGUAGUAGAAUUGUUUUAUUGAUCAGUCCAAUUAAGGAGAUAUAUGAAUUCAAAGCCACCACGUAGACGUAUUAUCGGAGGAAUUACUGAGUAGUUUCUCAGAGAAAGUUAUGCUGUAUUCAAGUUGUGAAUUCAGGCCUUAAUUUGGACUUAAGUCACUUUUAUUUAGUUCAUAUACAUUGCUAUCAUUCUCAUUUUUUGGAAGAAUCAAUUCAAAUAAGAAUUUGGGAUAAAAAGAAUGCGUCAAACCUCAUUCAUUUCGUUUAUUUUAGAGAGCAAGCACUUGAUUAUGAACAUUGAAGGGGUGACAGUAAUAGUGAAUGUUUAACAGCACUGCAUACGAUGUUUUAAUCACACUUUCUCUGAAAACUUUUAUUUAAUGCACAUUUAAAGUACACCUGCCAGCAAAUUAGUCAUGAUACUACAAAUGUAGAUCACAGCAUAUUCUUUACUUUUAUUCUCCUCUAGAUUCAAAUUCACUUCAAAGUUUUGAUUUUCUGCUACUUAGAAAUAAAUACAUGUAGACAAUUACAAUUUUCUCAAAGCAAAUUUUUGGUUUAGAUGAUGGUGUUAUUGACCAAGAUUUGAAGAAGAAGAAAAAAAAUACUUUUAAAAAUUUGAUUAUUCAAAGCAUUUAAAAGGACAACUGAUACGUUCUUCUAUAUGUUAUGUACACUUAGCCGGAAAAGAAUAUAACCA
Messenger RNA from Strongylocentrotus purpuratus (purple sea urchin), 2552 nucleotides. RefSeq names its product protein LSM14 homolog A-B (gene lsm14a). The record is from RefSeq and is a predicted model, not a curated record. Gene Ontology annotation, biological process: P-body assembly; cytoplasmic stress granule assembly. The transcript is spliced from 8 exons. Bases 124 to 1731 code for a protein of 535 amino acids. Gene Ontology annotation, molecular function: mRNA binding. NCBI's taxonomy places the organism in Eukaryota, Metazoa, Echinodermata, Echinoidea, Camarodonta, Strongylocentrotidae. Gene Ontology annotation, cellular component: P-body.